Penicillium riverlandense is the source of this 1116-nucleotide messenger RNA. RefSeq names its product uridine-cytidine N-ribohydrolase. The transcript has 5 exons. The record is from RefSeq and is a predicted model, not a curated record. Gene Ontology annotation, cellular component: cytosol. NCBI's taxonomy places the organism in Eukaryota, Fungi, Ascomycota, Eurotiomycetes, Eurotiales, Aspergillaceae. Gene Ontology annotation, molecular function: purine nucleosidase activity. Bases 1 to 1116 code for a protein of 371 amino acids. Gene Ontology annotation, biological process: purine nucleoside catabolic process.
AUGACCCCAAUUCCCCUGUGGCUGGACUGUGAUCCGGGCCACGAUGAUGCCUUCGCCAUCCUACUCGCAGCCCAUCACCCGUCCCUCAAUCUCCUGGGCAUCACCACGAUCCAUGGAAACGCAUCUCUAGAGAAGACAACCGUCAAUACAGGCAGUAUCCUCGAAGCAAUCGGCAAGCCCGAGAUCCCGGUCUACCCAGGGAGCCACAAGCCCUUCUGCCGCCCAGCCCUUCAUGCUCCCGAUAUCCAUGGCGAAUCCGGCCUGGAUGGGACGGAUCUCCUGCCCAAAGCAUCUAGACCGCCUGUUACAGAUAAGAACCCGAUUUUGGCAAUGCGAGAUGCGCUCCUUGCCCAGCCAAAGGGGACGCCGUGGGUGGUUGCCACUGGAACCCUCACCAAUGUGGCUUUGUUGUUUGCAACAUUCCCCGAAGUGGCAGAGCAUAUUCAAGGUCUGAGCAUCAUGGGAGGUGCCAUUGGCAACGGAUUCACAACUGCGCCUAUGAGUAGACUUCCGGGCGAGAAGUCCAGGGUUGGAAACGUGACGCCCUGGGCCGAGUUUAAUCUUUACUGUGACCCAGAGUCCUCCGAGUCCAUCUUCAGCAAUGCUGUCCUUGCUCCAAAAACCACCAUCAUCACACUUGAUCUCACCCACCAGGUGCUCGCCUCCCAAGCAGUGCAAACGCGCAUCUUGCAUGGCUCCAAUGACCCAUCGACGACACCGACAGUUCUCCGCCAAAUUCUGCAUGCGCUGCUAACCUUUUUCGCAGCAAUGUACGAAAAUGUGUUUGGUCUUGACGCCGGGCCUCCGUUGCACGACCCUCUGGCUGUAGCGGUGAUUCUGUCGACGUUGAACCCGGCUUUUACCAAAUCUCACCCCGGGCCAGCACUCACGUUUGACGACAAGGGUGGAGAGCGAUUUGCUGUUAGUAUUGUCACGGAUGGUCGCCAUGGCUCUGAUGUGUCGACCACGGGACAGCUGGGACGCUCGCUUGCGGCACCGAUUCAAGCGCCUGGUGUGGCGAUUCCCAGGAGCGUUGAUCUGGAUGCAUUUUGGGGCAUGAUUUUGCAGUGCGUCCAGUUGGCGGAUGAUUGCAACGCAGCUCGUGCAAGAAGGUAA